Molecule: messenger RNA, 555 nt
Organism: Alternaria novae-zelandiae
Lineage: Eukaryota; Fungi; Ascomycota; Dothideomycetes; Pleosporales; Pleosporaceae
Exons: 1
Coding region: 1-555 (184 amino acids)
Source: RefSeq, a predicted model, not a curated record
AUGACCCAGAACGAAUCCCACCGCGCAAGCCCCGUCUUCCAUCAAGACGGGCAACACCACCCAUAUCAUAUCGUCGAGCCCUUCCUUGCCCGACAGCAGUCAUAUGGCGCGGCAAUGGGGGCCCACCAACCCUCGCCCGCCCAUACUGUCUUAGGUUCGCACAUCGAGCAUCCCCAGCCACUCCGACCCAACCCUGCGCCCGCAAAUCCUGCUCGAGAAACCGAUCCCAACAAAGCUGCCGAUAGAAUCAGGUUGAGCCUCGUGUGGGACGCGACGACCCUAAAUGUAUGGCUAGAUCUCAAUGCGCACGGCGAGGCUUUCUACAAGGCCUUCCAACAGCAGGCUACAAAGCAGCGCAAGGACAUACUAGAUCGAGCAACGAUGACGAUCUUGUUGAAGAAAGACAAGAGUAUCCCCGACGAGGAGGCUUACGCACUUUCUCUGGACGAGGAUGACUUGGAUGCGGACUGGGAGACGACUUUGGAAUGGCUGGAUGCGAACAAAAGAGACAAAUCGCCUCAUAUUUGCGGAGUGGUUGAGAUGGACGAUGGGUGA